Hyposmocoma kahamanoa is the source of this 1213-nucleotide messenger RNA. RefSeq lists its product as uncharacterized. NCBI's taxonomy places the organism in Eukaryota, Metazoa, Arthropoda, Insecta, Lepidoptera, Cosmopterigidae. The record is from RefSeq and is a predicted model, not a curated record. The transcript has 7 exons. The coding region runs from base 189 to 1139 and encodes 316 amino acids.
GUCAGUGUCGUGUGAGUUUACCAAAAGCUACGCGAGCCGUCCAAGGCACUUGGAAUAUUUUUCUAGGUAUUCCUGGUCGAGUUCAAGAAGUACAUGUUCAAAGACAAGUCUUUGUUAAAUCGGAGAGUCUCGACGCAGGUUAUAUUUAUGACCGAGUCGCAAAUAAAUUACAUCUCUACUGUAAUUUAAUGCAUUCGGCAAAGAGCCUUACCUUCUGUCGUUUCCAGAAAACUUCCAGUUCUUCAGGUUUCAAUGUUCUGGAUGGCCUGAGCGAUGGUAGCCAUAGUUACUACGGCACCGGUUUUCUUAAUAAACAAUGUGGCAUGACAAUCGAAAAUCCAACGAAUGUUGACUUUGGGACGUGGCGGUGUUCUGUAGGUACCCGCAAGCUGGUUGCAGCAAAUAUGGAAGAACAGCCACCCAUACAAGCAUUGAUUAGCACAACUAGCUCUGUUCAUUCUGAAACAGACGUCGGACGAAUUGCAUACGAGCAUGAAGACACAUCAACAAUUUUCAUACGUGUGGACCAUCCGUUCACUUUACAUUGCCGCAAGGAUACUAUUAAUUUACGAUAUUGCUGGUUCCUGCAUCCGAAUGGAACGCAGUACACUCCUGUAGUUGGGCAAAAUGAAACUAAUUCUCAUGAUUUCUGGUAUGAAGGGGAGAGUCUUCAAUCAGGUGAUUGUGGUAUCACGUUUAGAAGGGCGACUAACGACGACGCAGGGGAAUGGACAUGUCAUAUGGGUGCUAGAAACACAUAUGGCGUAGAAAUUGCAGACAAAAUAAACGUGAAAGUGACUGGCGCCCUGGCUGCGAAUAGAAAGAAUAUUACAACAAAAAUUGGCGACACUGUACACCUGUUUUGUCACACAUCGAACGGUAAUAAACCAGUGGAGUAUUGUAGAUUCUUGUCGCCUCAGUUUACGGGUAUUCAUAUACACACCACGAUUACGGAAGAAAACGCAAUUGAUGGCAACUACUACUUCACACCCGGAAAAGAUCUGAGUCAAGGAGAUUGUUCCCUGACUAUCAAAAGUGUUCGACAGCAGGACAUAGGGUCGUGGUCCUGCGCAGCUCUAAUUAUUGAUACUAUAAUGGAAGCCAGCGAUGACAUCUACCUUAGUUACGAAACAGAGUGAAACAAUCUAAAAAAUAGAAUACUUCAAAGUUACGUCGUUUUAAAAUGACAUUUUGGAUGGAAAAUUGACUUGAG